AACUGUUUAGUUGGAUGGUUGCAUCCACCUGCCCCGUCCGAGAAUCGGCUGGGAUUAAAUUAAUGCGCGUUUCAGUUUGGUGUGGCUCAUAAACAACAUAUUUUUGAUUUUCUCCGCGGAAUCUGCCUCCUACUGAUAUAUUAGCCGGUCAUUGUUUCUCUAUUUUAGUAUUUCAACAGCAUUCGCAUUGUUUGUAUCGAUACUGGUCGGUGUAAAUAGUGCAGUGGUUGAUCAAAAUUUUGUGAAAGUUCUCCAAGACAUUUUCGGCCAUGAUUCAAUUCGAGGUCAGGGAACCACCGGGCUCACAACGACUGUCGUUCCUAGGCAAGUUAUCCUCAAACAUGAACUCUCUAGCGAGUGAAUCGAAGAAGAGGCACAGUUUCGAGCGGGGAUCUCCUUUGAUUUUGCCUUCUCUUCAAGAAGAUCCCAGAAUCAUGGGCAAAGACUUCGAUAACACGAAAAUAUUGGACAUUUAUCCGUCAAUUACCGGCGAUCUGCAAUCUUUAAUAAUAGGAGCUGAUGAGCCUGAACAUAAUGGGCAACGGGGCAUUCUUCUAAUCGACGACAACGAAACGCUCAGAAUUGAAUCAGAUACUGCAUUUUCUAAGGCUCUGAAUAUCGAGCCUGAUAAAAAGAUUAAAGUUGUGUCGAUUUUCGGAAAUACUGGUGUAGGCAAGUCCUAUACCUUAAAUAAGUUAUUUUUCAAUGGUGAGGAAGUGUUUAAAACAUCCCCUUCGCAAGUGUCCUGUACGUUGGGGGUAUGGGCAAAAUAUGAUCCCACAUUGAAUGUACUUUGUCUCGAUACUGAAGGAUUAUUAGGUAUUGCAAAGAGAGAAAAUCAAAGAACGCGGUUGCUUCUUAAAAUAUUAGCAGUAUCGGACAUAAUAAUCUAUCGUACCAGAUCGGAAAGGCUACAACGGGACAUGUACUCCUUUUUGGGGGGUGCAUCUAAUGUAUAUAAACAACAUUUCUAUACAGCGCUUCAGAAAACCCUCGCUCGAUCUGAUGGAGAGAAAAUCAAUGCAGGAUUGGCCCCUGGUGUGAUCAUAUUUCACGAAACACAAUAUACUGAUACUCUUCAUGUUUUGAACAAUCACCCGAACGUAACAGCUGAAGACAUUUUGCGACAAAACUUUGCCGAUUUGGGGUCGAAUUGUGAAGAGUUCAGCUUUAUUAAAUAUAUUGGUGUAAAAACACGAGAUAACCAAGAGACGUCGUUCGAUCGUCUCAGAGCCGAAAUUCAAAAGGAAUUAGAGAGUUCCAACGUGCGAUCGGCCAGAAAGGCCAAAUACGUAUACCUAAUGCUUAAAAGUCUGAAUGAUAAGUUUUUUUCUCCACUCACUGAGUCAAAUCACGAGCAGUUUUUGGCUCAAUUUUUCACAUGCCCGGAAAAGUGCCAAUCAUGCAGUGCGAGUUGUGUGCUUUCUACUGGCCAUAAGGAAGAUGAUGAGCCUCAUAAGUGCAAUGCGCCCUGCAAAUUCCAACACCAAUAUCAAAACUUUGUGUAUUUAUGUAAGAAAUGUGUUAGAAAUGGGGAAAGGUCUACGGUUGAACCUAAAUACACCAAAGAUAAUUCUUGGACAUCAUACCUGAAUUUGAUGUGGUCAGGGUAUGUUAUCCAUUGUCCGAAAUGCGGAGUAAUCUACAAAAGCCGAGAGCACUGGUAUGGAAACAAAAAUCCUGAAGACUGUGCUGUGCAGCUGGAAGUCGUCCACAUGUGGCCAGGAGGUAAACCCAACUUGCAGGAUCAACCGCUCUUCGGCACUUUCCAUUCGGGACAACGAGUUGUGGAUGGAGUUUCUGUGAUAACAGACGCUGUGGCAAGCGUGAGUUCUCCGCCCACUAAGAUGCUCUUGGAUUAUAUGAAUGAUAAAAUUGCUCCUAGUUAUUGGAAAUCUAACCACGAAAUUAAGGCCUGCUUCAAAUGCAAUGUAUCGUUUGUAAGUGGGCAAAAUAGAGUUGUACCAUCGAAACAUCAUUGCCGAGGUUGCGGUGAAGGUUUCUGUGGAAGCUGUUCCUCGAAAAAAUGCCCAGUGCCACAUAGAGGAUGGAAGGAACCAGAACGAGUGUGCGAUGCAUGUUUUGAUGAACUCGAGGGCAGAGGACAAAGCUUAAUAGCGAACAUAUCCGAAGAGCAAUUGAGUGGAGAAGUCACACCAAGAUACAUUGGUGAAAGACUUGUGAAUGCCAUAUCAGCCAUAAAAUAUGUUUACGAUGUACCUAAAAACUGUAUAAAGGAAUACGUCAGGCCAAGUUACUGGACGCCAGACAGUGAGUGCAUCAAUUGUGUGUUGUGUAAUAAUCCCUUUGGCACCCAGUUACCUUUACAUCAUUGUCGAGAUUGCGGUAAGGGCGUUUGCGACAAUUGCUCAACGUCUAGAAAGCCCGUUCCCGUGAAGGGUUGGGACUCGCCGGUUAGAGUUUGCGAUACUUGUCGGUAAACGAUUAGUAAAGUUAAAAAGAAUUAACUUUUACUGAAUCGUUUACUGAAGCAUAAAACAUAAAUAAACUCUUCAGGUGGUAUUCAUGUUUUUUAUGUUUUAAGACCAAGAAUGGCUGUAUAUUUGUUACGGAUGAUCAAAAUGCCUAUAAGCAAUCCACUAGGAUAAGACGGAAUUUUUUUUUAUACACAAACAAGCUCAGAAUGGACAAAUUAAUAGUACGCUUGGUGAUUUAGGGCAAUUUUUUGUUUUACAACAGUUAUUACAUACCAACUCCAGUCAUAAAAAUACUGCGAGUCGUAAUAGUAUUAUGAUGUCAUUUACUCAAAUCUUAUCAGAGUUUGCUUGUUACAUUAUAAACGAAUCCAUAUCAUAAUUGAAACCUUUACAUGUGGAACGGGGGUUGAAAGAUAAAAUAAGGUUUUGGAUUUGAAACUGCACCUGUUAAACAUUGACAUUUUUUAUUUUUUAUUAAUAGACUUUAAGUAAGGUAUUAGACAGGUUCUCUCCUAUGAAAUUAAAAAUACAUUUUUUUGGAGAAUUUGUAUGAACUAGCACCAAAUACAGAUAGGACAUUCCAAAUGUUUGGAAGCAUUUAGACAGUUUUUACUUUGAUAAUAUGUGCGAGUGCCAUUGCUUUAGGAAAAUAAUACAAAAAAUGCAUUGUGAGUAAUCGAUUGUUAUACAAUAAACCGAAUUGAACAAAA
Dendroctonus ponderosae (mountain pine beetle) is the source of this 3148-nucleotide messenger RNA. Its product is annotated as zinc finger FYVE domain-containing protein 1. The transcript is spliced from 13 exons. Bases 270 to 2441 code for a protein of 723 amino acids. The record is from RefSeq and is a predicted model, not a curated record. Gene Ontology annotation, molecular function: GTPase activity; metal ion binding; GTP binding. Lineage: Eukaryota; Metazoa; Arthropoda; Insecta; Coleoptera; Curculionidae.